AUGCCCUGCGCCAACUCAAGCACUGGAAGUGAUGCCGUCACGCCUGGGAAGGACCCCUGUGCAACCACAAGGGAAAGGACAAAGCUGAGAUCCUCCGUCUUUGGCCAGAUGAGGGUGACAACCAUGUUCGACAGGUCAGAGACACUGCCCCCCGCCCACCAGCGGCCCAUGGCUGUGGAUGUGCCACAAGGUUGGCCUAAGGACUGCAGCGAGAUCCCUGCUGGUAGCCCUAGUGGCAUCUACAUCAUCAAACCUGCAGGACUCCACUACAUUCUGGUGUACUGUGAAAUGAAUGUAACGAAGGGAGGUUGGACGGUCAUCCAGAGGAACAAGAAAGAUACACCCGUCACCUGGGCCGAGUCCUGGAGCACCUACAAGUACGGCUUUGGGAACGUGCGCAACGAGUACUGGCUGGGCACGGAGUACAUCUAUCAGAUUGCCAAGCAGAAGGUCUACCAGGGCAAGUUUGUCCUCGAGGAUGCCACGGGCAGCCCCAAGUUCGCAGACUACAACCUCUUCAGUCUGGAAGAUGAAUCCCGUGGGUACCUGUUGAGGCUGGGCGCCUACAGCGGGACGGCAGGGGAUGCCAUGACCUCAGACAAUCCCAACAAGGUGCAUGACAACAUGAAGUUCUCCACAAAGGACAAGGAUCAGGACACUUACAGUAAGAACUGUGCCUACAGCUAUGAGGGUGGAUGGUGGUACUCAGCAUGUUAUUCUGUACGGCUGAAUUUCAAGGGUGGCCUGACAUGGGGUAGCCUGUGCAAUGGGAACUGCAAAUCCUCUCUCAUCCUCAUCAAACCAGCUUCCUACUGUUAG
Molecule: messenger RNA, 819 nt
Organism: Tinamus guttatus (white-throated tinamou)
Lineage: Eukaryota; Metazoa; Chordata; Aves; Tinamiformes; Tinamidae
Source: RefSeq, a predicted model, not a curated record